Daldinia decipiens is the source of this 904-nucleotide messenger RNA. RefSeq names its product thioredoxin-like protein. Lineage: Eukaryota; Fungi; Ascomycota; Sordariomycetes; Xylariales; Hypoxylaceae. Gene Ontology annotation, molecular function: thioredoxin peroxidase activity. Gene Ontology annotation, biological process: cellular response to stress; hydrogen peroxide catabolic process; response to oxidative stress. Bases 110 to 769 code for a protein of 219 amino acids. The transcript is spliced from 3 exons. The record is from RefSeq and is a predicted model, not a curated record. Gene Ontology annotation, cellular component: cytosol.
AUCGGCUUUCCAAAUCUUACCUUAUCACUUAAAAACUUUCCAAUUAUAAGACGGGAAACCACAUAGAAGCACAUACGCGUAUCAUCAUCAUAACCUAUCAUCUCCAACAAUGUCUUCUGCUUUCGUUCAGCGCCCGGCUCCGGCCUUUACUGCUACUACCGUCUUUCCCGGCGGCGAGUUCAAGGACAUUUCCUUAUCGGAUUACCUUGGUCAAUGGGUCGUCCUUCUCUUCUACCCUCUUGAUUUCACAUUCGUCUGCCCGACUGAGAUCAUCCAGUACAACGAUGCCCUGCCUCGCUUCCGUGCCAUCAACACUACCGUCCUCGGCGUGUCGACCGACUCUCACUUCUCCCAUUUGGCUUGGACUGAGAGACCUCGCAAGCAGGGUGGUCUGGGCUCAGACUUGGAACUGCCUUUGGUGGCAGACAAGUCGCACAAGAUCUCUCGCAGCUAUGGCGUUCUGAUUGAGGACGAGGGUGUCGCCCUACGCGGCCUCUUCAUCAUCGAUCCUAAGGGUGUUCUGCGACAGAUCACCGUCAAUGACCUUCCCGUCGGACGCGACGUCGAAGAGACAAUCCGACUUGUUCAGGCGUUCCAAUUCACCGACGAGCACGGCGAGGUCUGCCCGGCAGGCUGGCAAAAUGGCAGCAAGGGAAUGAAAGCUGACCCCAAGGGCAGUUUGGAGUACUUUGCUACUCAGGAUGGUCCAACUGAGAAUGGUCAUGCCAAUGGAAAUGGCGAGUCUAAGAAGCGAGCCAGAGUGGAUUAGACCAGGAGGGCCCUUUGUGGAGAAAUUGGAGAAGCAGACCACUGACGUAAGUGGUCUGGAUGGCUGUGAGUAAUUAGACCGUGCAUUCUAUCUUUCAAGGGAGCGUAAGUUCUUCCACGAAGCACAUAAUAGCAA